AUGGCUGAAGCCCUGGGCAUUGCCUCGGCAUUGAUUGCCAUAGUCACGGCGACGAUACAGACAAGCCAAACUCUGUAUGGUACAAUUCAGAGCUUUCGUAGUCAUCAGCGAACGGUUCAGCAACUUUUGGACGAACUUUCAGCCCUGAAAGAGGUUCUCCAGUCCCUGGAGACUCACAUCCAGAUCGAAGAUGACGCGACGUUAGCGUCGCUCAAGACGCCUCUCCUUCAAUGUCGUCGAGCUUGUGCUGAUUUCGAUACGCUGAUGAUUGAGUGCAGCAGCCGCUCCGCUACGGUCACCAUGCAGCUGCUUGGGGAGUACAAGGACAUGAUUCACAGCACGACUCAAGAUCUAGAGGAUCACCUCGAAGAUAUCAACGAGAAAUUGAGUCGUCUUACUUCAAACGACAUACAUUCAUCCCAGGCAGUCACCACCAACAUAGAUCGGAUCCAGAACGAGAGGGACAGCACAGAGGUUUGCCUUCAGAUCUGUGCUAAUGUCCAGGCUCAUAUCGACACCAUGCGCCUUCAACCUAUUCCAGGCAGUCCACCAUUCCAAGGGACGUCCUGCCAGAACUUGGGGCAUGCAACUGUCAUAACUCUAUCGACUUUGGACCACUGCAAGCAGGUGAUAUCUGACAACGUGUCGGAGUUGCACAGGCACCAAGAUGAGAAUAAGAGACGAUUGGCACGAGGAACCAGCGAGAUUUCACUGCCUACAGAAACCGACAUUCAGAGCUUGAGGAAGGAGCUCGACAGUACUAAGAAAUGUUUGGCCAUAUGCAACGCCGCAUCACAAAGAGCAGUCAAGGGGGUCCAUGUACUGGAGGACAUGAGCACAGGUCAUGAUGGACAGCAGCUGUUUGUCUCUACUCUGGGGGAUCUUUUCAACGUCAAAGGAGCGAGCACAGGUGACAGAGGUAUACAAUUUGUGGGGUCGGUGUCUGAAGAGGCACUAGGGAUGUUCUUCCAGAGCCAAACGAAAAAAUAG
This is a messenger RNA of Colletotrichum abscissum, 990 nucleotides long. RefSeq lists its product as uncharacterized. The transcript has 2 exons. The record is from RefSeq and is a predicted model, not a curated record. NCBI's taxonomy places the organism in Eukaryota, Fungi, Ascomycota, Sordariomycetes, Glomerellales, Glomerellaceae. The coding region runs from base 1 to 990 and encodes 329 amino acids.